Messenger RNA from Ilyonectria robusta, 912 nucleotides. RefSeq lists its product as uncharacterized. The transcript has 2 exons. Lineage: Eukaryota; Fungi; Ascomycota; Sordariomycetes; Hypocreales; Nectriaceae. Gene Ontology annotation, molecular function: protein dimerization activity. The record is from RefSeq and is a predicted model, not a curated record. Bases 1 to 912 code for a protein of 303 amino acids.
AUGGACUCGACCUACCUUGAGGCGACGGCCGAGGCGGCGCCGCUGAGUGAAGCCGGAGAAGGACAGGUCCAGGGAGACUACCCCUGGCUUGGAGGCAUCGAACCAACCGCCAUGUCGUACCCCGGACUGGCCGUGAGCCCGUAUGUUGCGGCUUCGCCGACACCACUGCACUCUCCCGAGACGCCACUUCUUGACCAGCCUCUCUUCCCGUCCGCGAUGGGAGACUUUGCCUACCUUGACCAGCCGUACGGAGACUUCCUCCCCGUGAGCUACCCCAUCGGGGGUGUCUCCCAGGGCCUGUUCCCCUUCCGACUUGGACAUGGAGGGUCAACUGCCCUCUCAGAUCGAUACGACUUCACCAGCGCCACCAGCGCCGGUCUGUACAGCUCCGUCGGCGCAUGGCCCACUCAGGCCUCGCCGACGAGCUUCCUGCUGACUCCUCCCACGGCAGACGAUCUCUCCCAGGACUCGGCCCCGGAGGACGACGACGGGUCCUCGGACGAAGAGCCGCGAAAGCGCAGGCGCUCAGCCUCGGCCGCCAAGUCCAAGAAGCGCCCACGCACGCAGCUCCGCACCGCCUCGCGCGCGCCCAAGAAGCGCCCCAACAUCCUCCCGCAGCGGCCCACGGAGACGGUCGAGGACGUCAAGGCGCGGGCGGCGCACAACCAGGUCGAGCAGCAGUACCGCAAGCGGCUGAACCUGCACUUCGAGCGGCUGCUGUCGGUGCUGCCGGCGCCCGGGUCGUCGGUCAUCGGCGGCGGGCGGCGCGACGGCAUCGGCGAGCGGCGCGUGAGCAAGGCCGAGGUGCUGGACCUGGCUACGGAGCGCAUCCAGGUUCUGGAGCGGGACAUGGCGCGGCUGGAGAGGGAGAGGAGGGAGUUGAGGGUGCGGUUGGGAGGGUGUGUGAUGUGA